AUGGGCCUGUUUCAUCCUCUAAGCUGUACGAUAGAUGUGGAAGUAGGAAGGCAGUAUGAGUUCAAGGUGAAAAACAUCAAGAAGAAAAAAGUCCACAUCGUGGUGUCUGUAGAUGGUGUGAAGGUGACCUUGAGGAAAAAGAAAAAAAAGAAGGAGUGGAUGUGGGAUGAGAGCAAGAUGCUGGUGAUGCAGGAUCCCAUUUACAGGAUAUUCUAUGUGUCUCAUGACUCCCAGGAUCUGAAGAUUUUCAGCUACAUCGCCAGAGACGGACAGAGUAAUGUCUUCCGCUGUAACGUUUUCAAGUCCAAGAAGAAGAGUCAGGCCAUGCGUAUUGUUCGGACGGUCGGCCAGGCGUUUGAGGUCUGUCAUAAACUGAGUCUGCAGCACACGCAGCAGAACGCAGAUGGACAGGAGGACUGCCACAGCGAAAAGAGCAGCAACGACUCCUCCGUCACAGGCGUGCGUGCUUAUCCACCUGUAUGUGUGUGCACUUUCCUUGGCUCAGCUCGGGAGCUAGCUGGCACAGAGAAGACACUGACCGUUGCCCAUGAGACAGACAUUGAUGCAGAGGAGGGGAGCCAUGCGCCGGCAGCAGAGGAGUCGAACCUCAAUAGAGGAGUGACUGAUCUAGAUGCCACAGCCAAGACACCCAGUCUGGACCACACAGAGGACAAGGCUUCAGAGGAGGCGUCUCUGCUGAUGUCCAGCCCCAGGAUGCUGCUCCCUGCAUCGAGCACGCUCCCACCAGCCGCUCCCCUCUCUGUGCACCACCAGAUCCAACUGCUCCAGCAGCAGCUCCAGCAGCAACAGCAGCAGACACAAGUGGCUGGGGCACAAGUCCACCUGUUGAAGGACCAGCUGAGUGCAGAGGCCACGGCUCGGCUGGAGGCCCAGGCUCGAGUCCAUCAGCUGCUGCUGCAGAACAAAGACCUGCUGCAGCACAUCUCCCUGCUGGUUAAACAGAUCCAGGAGCUGGAGACCAAGAUGUCUGGACCAAACUCAAUGGGAUCCCAGGACAGUUUGUUGGAGAUCACCUUCCGGUCUACAGUACCUCCAGUGAUCUGUGACCCCACGACCCCUAAACCUGAGGUGUCAGCCCUCAGCCUGGCGGCACUGGGCACCAGUGAUGGGACCAGCAACCCCUUCUCAUCCUCCAAAGGGGCCCUGGGAAGCCCCCUAGUUGAUCAAAGUAUGUUUGAGAACUCCAUUGCCCGGCAGCAGAGUCCACAGACCUCCAGGCCAGGCCAGUCCUCUGCUCGACGCUCCCCAGCAUCGGCUCAUCUUAACCUGGGGUCCAGCGCUGGUGACUCUUCUUCCUCUGGAGGCCAGCAGAGGCUGAAAAAUGCCAUUAACCUGGGAAAGGCUGUCGGAGCGAAGGUCAAUGACUUGUUACGACGAAAGGAGCCCAGCCACCUCGGGGACGUUGGGGUCACUGAGGUCAACAAAAACUUUGGUGCCGUGUGGAGCUGCAUGGACCAGUUCAACCAGACCACUGUCAACAGUCACAUCUCCUCCUUCGACUCCUUCCCUCGGCUGGACCCACCACCCCUCAGGGAAGCAGCGCGAGCGCUGAAGACCACCCAGGACAUGAUGAUCUCUUCUGACCCUGUGGUCUCCUCUCCGGACACUGCAGACUCUUCUUCCUUCCUCUCCACCCCUGAAAAAACACCCCCCAUCACAACGAAGGAGCUGAGGAGCAGCGAGGAGCAGCAGCAGAGUGAGAAGGGGGAGGACAGGUCAGCGGAUACCACAUCGCCACUGGGCGACACAGAGAAGAAAGUUGCUGCCGAGACGACGAAGGCAGGGAGCAACGGCAUGGUGGAUGGAGUGAAAGAUAGAGAAGAAGAUGAUAUGGAGGACAGGAGCAGUGAAGGAGGUGCAGAGGAACAUCAGGCCCAGCUCCAGCUCUCUGUACCAGACCUCAUCAACAAAGACCCCCCUCUGCCAGAGUCCAGAGCCAAGCCCUGCGACAUCUGGCAGAACGCGUCAGGGCCGGACUCCCGGCUCGCCUCCACUCCAUGCUCAGGCAAAACGCCGUGCCGCAUCAGCCUUGGGGAGGAGGUCCUGCUGGGAAAUGGUGCCCCCUGCAGUAAAGGCACUGCAGUGAGCACUGAAGACGCGGAGCCUCACCCAGACCUGCUGUCCUUUGAUUAACGAGCAGAACCAGAGACGUGGAUCGGUUCACUCUGAUUCCAAAAAGUUUGGAACACUUUCUAAAUUCUACUCAACAGCCUCGAGAGGUCAAUCAAACAGACUGCAAUAAGUACUACCAAUCAAAUAUUCACUUUUUAAACACAUAACUUGCCCUGCUUCAGGCGUUGCUUUGGGAAAAGGGAACGAGUGCUUCAGGAGGCAGGGUAGGGGCUGCAAGGGUUGCUUUUUAACUUUUUUAGCAACUUUUUACAAGUAGGACAACUUUAAAGAUAUAAUAAUAAAGCCCGGCCCUUGACACGGCUGAUCCAGGGUCAGUCAGACACGACAAGCUUCUAAUGACUGAAAACAAAGUCAAUCAGUAGGUACAUUAUUGUGCAGUGCCGGCUCAAACCCUAAGAUAUGAUCAUCUUAACACAGUGUAUUUCAUCUUUUAACUCUUAAAACAUUUUAAUAACAGUAAUGUAGAAUCUACCAGACAAUUUAAUAAUGAAUGUAAGUAGUGUAGUGAAAUCUCCCUUUAAGUGGAAGGAAACUGAUAAAUCCUGUUAAUGAAAACAACUUUAUACUGAAAUCACUUUUUCCUGUCAGUGUAAAGUAUUAUUAGUUUGUCUUAUAGCGUUGUCUGACAGUGUUAUAUUGUACAUCCAGCCAUUCACUACAAGACCAUUUUUGAUCCAUGUAAAGGCACGUGCCAUUACAUGUUAGUUAUAUAUUCAUGUUGCAUAAAAGCUGCUUCUAGUGAAAACUGCAACUAAUAUGACAGCUAGAGUUGCUGUAAAUCAUCAUAUAAUUUUCAUCCUGUAUACUUACAGCAGCCACUGGGAUUUUUAUCGGUUUAUUCUAAUUUUCAGUGGCAGUUGCUUGAAGUGCAUUUUCAGGAGGACACAAAGUAAAGGAGAGGGAGAAGCUGAAUGAAUGUGGAUGUGUUAGAGGAAGCAAGGUUUGGAAGGAGUUCAUUUUCAGUUCAGUCAGUACAAAAUGUCAAGCAGCAGUUUCUAUCGGAGUCUGAGCAGGACUGGAUGGUUUUCAGUCCAACUGGAGGCUGGAGUUGCAGCAGCACUGCAGCAGAACUUGUCCCCUCCUACGCUGGACAUUGGCUCAGACUGUGACCCUGAUAUGACCUUUUUAAAGCCGGACGUCUCAGCAGGCAAGAAUAUUGAUCAUUUACCCGGUUUCCUUUUUGUAUGGAUUUUAAAUAAGUCAGGGAGGACGACCAGGUGGUUCAGGGGGUUGGCACUCUCACCUCGCAGUGAGAUGAUUCUGGGUUCCGCCUGGAUCCGGCGGUUGGCUGCUGACAAAACCCAUCUUCCUGAAUUGGCAAACCUGAAAAUGAAUUGUUAUUACAGCCCCAAAUCCUGACAGAGUGGAGCCAGGCGGGCAGAUGGACAGACAGGCAGUUAAAAGCUCAGCGAGAGAAGAUAAUGAGCUGUCAACAGAGAGAGACGACAGAGGUGAAUUUUCUUCAAGCAGAUCAUGAAAUAACAAACCAAAGGCAGAAAUGAGGUUCAAACAGGUUUGUGUCCUUAUGAUUUUAGAGCUCUCUGAGUGAAAAGAAAAGCAGUAAUUCAAACAGAAGAGGCUCCUUUUGUUCUCACUUCAUCUACUAAUGAAAACCUGAAAACCAAAGUCAGUGUAUGUAUAACAUUUUAAUAGCAAUUCACAUACUUUUUCCAGACUUUUCUGGCUUACCAGAGAGAGACUGAGUCAUGUGUUCAGCUGGUUAAAGGUGGGAAUAGUACAUUAGAGGAUCUUCAGCUCUUCAUCAGUGUGUUGCUGUAGAAGAAGCAGGACCAAGCUGCACCAGUUGUUUUAGCACAAUCACAGUGGAAAUAUGUAGUUCCUGUAAUAUUAUUAUCAGAGAAUCUUGUGUAGGUCAGUAUGACUGCCGUAUUGAGACACAUGGAACUUUUCCCAGAAGCUAAAAAUGACCAGCAGCCUCCGUGAGUGACCGCUGUGACCUCGCAGGGAUUUCCUGACCUCAGAAAACUGCAACAAAGUCCCAGAAGUCAGCCAGAAGAACACAGAGGCAGCUGUGGUCAGGUUGUGCCCAGCAGAUUGAGAGGAAUGUGGAGCUGUUAGAGAAAGAACGCUUUGUCCUUUUCCUGUGUCUCAGACUUACAAACUACAAGGGUCCUGGACAAUUCUUUCAUUUUAAAGCUGCGGCAAAACAGCUCAUGUCCCUCAGAGGCCACGCCAUUACAGAGUUAGUUCACCCGAAAUACAACUGACAUGCCCCAGAGGUUUGUGUGGACGGUUUUUCAUAAUAACAACAAAAAAGCUUUUGCAAUGGAACACCUGUGAAAACACAUGCUGCUGCUAAGUUUUUCAAAUGUAAUUUUUCUGUUCUCUGCAGUGCAAACAACAUUGUACUGGAAGUGCAGGUGUUGCAUGAGAUCUCGCCAGAACAAACUAUUUGCAUGUCUAGAUAACACAGAAGUGGGGGUAGUUGUUUUUUUAGAUUAGAGUUGGGUGAACUGACCCUCUAACAUCAAGGGAAAUAGUAUAUAAGAAUGUGCACAGAGAGAUCACAAAGAGCAAACACUUCCAACACUUGGAGCAGUAGAAAUAUGACCAAAAUUUUAUCAGUCAUGCAAAUUUUUUUUUGUUUUGUUUUUGUUGUCUCAUAAUUAAUUUAAUGUGGAUGCCUCAAAGUCCAUGAAAACCUGGUUUCUAAUUCUUUUUGUAUUUCUUUAUAACAUCAAACACUUAAAACUAAAUGUGUAACAAUCACAGCUGGAGUUUGGGGAAUACAGCUCCCUGAACAUUCAGACAUUCAGCUCCUCUGCCUGAUCAGCACCGUUUGGGUCUAGAUCAUGUUUGACUGACAGAGCUGGCAAGAGAAGGAAAGCAAAACCCAAUUACAGCUUUCACCACAUUUUGUUGAUAGAUCCUGAUCGGUGACCCAGUGAGAAUAGCACAGACUCGCGUCCGAUCAUCACGACUGUCUGAUCUUUAGAAGAAAAUGUUGUGUGGAACUAUGUCACAUACACUCAAGAAGAUGAGGAAACAAAAAACUGUACCUUGUGACCUUUCUGUCAUCUGAUUCUCAGAUUUUGGUGACACUGAGGUUGUUUUCAAGAGCCAGGUGUUGAAGCCAGUUUGUCUCUCAGCUCAGAGGGAACUGCUACACACCUGGAUAAAGCAGGUGUCAGAGAGGCUUUGACCUGAACACACACACAUGACCAGACUGAGAUCAGCUGCUCAGAUUCAGUCAGAAGGUGAAAGAAAUACGACGGCAAAGGCGUCAGACUCGUCUGAUGUUAAAUAGAUUCUUGUGUUUUCUGAUGAAGGAACUAUUUUGGAAGUUUUAUAGAAAUUUUCUGUCGCUCUUUGUCCAAUGUCUGUGAAUAUGCAAAUUGCUUUUUACUGUAACAAAUGAAGGAAAAUGAUUUAUUUUGAUAUUCAAUUACAGAAUCUAGUUAUGGUGAUCUUUGUUACGUAGCUGCCUCAGAAUUCGAUAAAAGAAAAAAAAUCUCACUUUCUAUUUUUUAUGUUAAAUCUUUUAUGCUUUUGUAAAGCUGAUCAAAAUCAUUUAAGCUGCACAUGAAAAGCUUUUGGACACCAAUGCACAAACGGACCACUAAAGCAAGCUGGGACUUUGAAUUGAUCUAUCUAUAAACCUUUGCAAUGUAAAAGAUUUUUUAUGUAAUGAAGAUAUGCUACAAAAAUCUAAAUGAAUCAGUGAUUUUGCCUUUUAUUCUACUACCAUAUCUUUUCUUAAGGGGGAAUGUAAUAACUCCUAUAAUCUUGGAAAACAUCUGGAAAUAGACCUAAUCAUGACCUUGUUUUGUGUUGUGUUUUUAAAGAUAAAUGCGAUUUGUUUUCUCCCUGUAGAAAAAGCCUGUCUGCAUUUCUUCUGGGCAUAUCCUGUCUGUUAUGUCUCUCCGUCUGCCUCCCACUCAGCCCUGCCAGCACACUUCCUGUUGAGAUGGAGCUGAUGUCCUUGUCAGUUUUAGUAG
Molecule: messenger RNA, 6113 nt
Organism: Monopterus albus (swamp eel)
Lineage: Eukaryota; Metazoa; Chordata; Actinopteri; Synbranchiformes; Synbranchidae
Product: capon-like protein
Molecular function (GO): nitric-oxide synthase binding
Source: RefSeq, a predicted model, not a curated record